UCCAAAAUGAUUUUAAUCGGCCACUAUCCUGUCACUGGAGUGAGAAGAUAAAAAAAACCGGAAUGAAACUUCUUGCUUAACUGGUCAGACCGGUCUUCUGUGAAUGAAUGAGAAGGAAAAGUAAUGAUUACGGUAGUAGAUUUUAACAGAUGAAAAGACACAAGGGGAAAAUUAUUAUUUUUUUGUUUGUUUGUUUUGUGUUAUGCUGCUUCUGUGAUAUUGUGUUCAGUGAGUGGCAGUUUUAAUAUUUAAACCCUUGUUUGUGGUAACAAAGAUCUCAGAGUGUGCAUACGGCUCCUGGCAGAGAGACCGAACACUGAUUCAUCAUAUACAUGCAUUUAUAUAACUUUUUCUCAAAAUAAAUUUGAGGACUAUAAAGGCCUAUAAUAAAAACCUCACUGAUAUAAGUGGGGAAAAACACUGAUAGGAUAUUUGAGUAUAAAACCAAUUUAUAAGCUGAUUAAAAAAAUUAUUUUGGACAUCAUAGCCAUGGAGAGGAAGUCAUGCUCAUCCCUGAUCCUGUGUUUAGUAUUAUUUAUGAUCAUGGGCUUGGUGGGAUUUAUACACAUUAAAAAGGAAAUGGUGAACAAACUAAUAAAUGAAGUAGAGUUCUCAGAGGCAGAGGUGAGAGAAAAAGAUCUGGAUAUAAAUAAUUACGGUUUAGCAGUUGAACACACACAGAAGGAAAUUGACAAUGCAGAUAAGGAGGUCAAGGAACUUAAGGAUGAGGUCGGGAAACUGAACUCUGCUAAGGAGGAAAAGGACAAAGAAGUUAAAGCAUGCAAGGAUUCAGUGGCGGGGUUGAAUAAUGAUGUUGCAGCCAUGGAGAAGGAGAAGAUUGACAUUGAUGGUAAAAAGACAAAAUGGAAUGAAGAAAUUAAUGGCCUUAAGCAGAAGCUCCAGGACCAAAGUCCAGUCUGUGCCUUUGUGAAGAAAGACGCUAACAUAAAGGACCUUUGCCCUCAAAUUCAAACUGUAGCUCAAGCAUAACGGAAAGAAAAGAUUUUGAUUAAACAUGAUAGUUACUUCAAUAUCAUUUUUGUAGGUUUGCAUCUUCAUCAUUGCUUUGGGAUAUGGAUAAAAAAAAAAAACAUUGCUCAGUGGAUGCUAUGAUAAUGUUUAUACUGUCAUAUACUUUAUAUCACAACAUGUUGUUUUAUUGCACUAUGGUAUUACUAAAAUAAAAAAAGAUCUGUUUCUUAAGAA
This is a messenger RNA of Cyprinus carpio (common carp), 1206 nucleotides long. RefSeq lists its product as uncharacterized. The record is from RefSeq and is a predicted model, not a curated record. NCBI's taxonomy places the organism in Eukaryota, Metazoa, Chordata, Actinopteri, Cypriniformes, Cyprinidae.